UCUGAUUCAAGCCUGAGCUGAGUUUAGCGGGGAUCCACGUGGCGGAGACUGACUCACUCCCUCGGCACUCGCCUCUGCCUCUCGGCCCUCUCCUCUCCUCUCCUCUCCUCUCCUAUUCAGUGCUGUGAUGUGAGGACGAUGAUGAUGGAGCUCCGGCCCUACUGAUACUGAAGUCGCCGCUCUCAUUUCUCCGGCAGUGUCUAAAGUGCAGAUGCAAAAACAGUUUUAGAACUGGUUGGAAGGGGAAGAGUAAGAGUGAUAUCACUGUGGUGCAGUAAGAAAAGAUGCAAGGGUUGUCAUCGAGCACGGUGACAGCUUCUGGUGGUAGUGGAGUAUAUGGAACAAACUCUUCAACAAGUCGACAUUUCAAGCCAACGAAGAGCAGCUUUAUGGUCUCUACGUUUGACAGGCAAUGCCUUUGGAACCAGUGUGUGCAGAGGUUAUCUUCUUUUGGUAAUCCCAAUGUACAAAGACAAAACAAGUUUAAGGUUAGAGCAGGGUGGCUCUUUAAAGGGGGUGAUAAGGGUUUGGACGCGAGCUCAGAGCGUAGUGAGAGUGCUAAUGAGGAUAUACUCAUCUUCUUUUUCCAGCUGGACCUGGCCACUCGUGUACAGUAUGCUUUAAAUGUGGAGGAGUAUGAAAUUGCGCAACAAUUGAGGAACAAACUAACUGAGGUUGAAGCGGAAGUGGUUAAGCUGCAAGAAGCGAAAAGGGGAUCUUCUUCAAAGAGUGAGGCUCAGGAUAAGGCUAUAAGCCUUAUAAGACUGCGUGCAGAUUUGCAAAAAGCAAUUGAAGGCGAAAACUAUGCAUUGGCUGCUAAGCUGCGGGACGAAAUUUCUAAUAUGGAGGCAGAGUCCUUAGCUGCCGCAGCUAAAGCUCUGGCAUUUGAAAAGGCCGAGUAUGCAUUUCGCUUGGGCCAGAAAGUGAGGCAUAAAGUAUACGGUUAUCGAGCUGUUGUUUGUGGGAUGGAUCCAGUUUGCUGUGAAUCGACUGAAUGGAUGGAAAAGGCACAAGUUGAAAAGCUCGUCCAGGGUUCUAGUCAACCAUUUUACCAGGUCUUGGUCGAUGUGCAUGAUGCUCCCAACCUACUAGUGACUUAUGUUGCUGAGGAGAACUUGGUUGCACCCGAAAAGCCAGACUUGAGGAGGUUAGAUCAUCCCUAUGUUUCCAUCCUAUUCUACGGGACAGAUUCUGUUGGAGACUUCAUCCCGAUCAAGCAACUGAGAGAAAAGUACAACAGGCCUCGGCACGAAGUGCCUAUUGACCCUCAGGAUGAGGACGGCGGUGAGAGUGUUUAGGGCCCGUCUCAAGUUUGUCAGCAAUAAACUGACUCUUAAGAGAUCUGAGUGUUGUUCAUUCAGUCGGUACACGAGAACUUCUCCCUCGUCUGCUUUCAUGUUACCAUAUGUCGAGUCUGAUUCUCGUUGCUUUUAAACUGCUUUAAUUUUGAGUUUUAGACGACAUAUCGUAUGAGGAUAUGGGGGCUAGAUGACAGAAAUCUCUGUUACUGUGUAUGAGUGUAACUAGUUGUCCACUGGAAGCUCCUUUCACUUCCUUCAUCGUAAAAAGUAAAAAUUCAUC
Punica granatum (pomegranate) is the source of this 1581-nucleotide messenger RNA. NCBI's taxonomy places the organism in Eukaryota, Viridiplantae, Streptophyta, Magnoliopsida, Myrtales, Lythraceae. The record is from RefSeq and is a predicted model, not a curated record.